AUGUUCAGAAUCCUGCUUAUUUCAUGUUUAUCACUAAUUUUUGCACAAAAAGGCGGAAAUAAUCAUCGCGCAGAUGAAGACAAUUAUUGGUAUGUUCAAAAUGAAUUGAGAAAAUCAGCAAUGAAAUCGAAAGCUGAAGGAUUGCUGGAAUUCUACAAGAAAACUCUGCUUGCCCAGAAUAUUGAAUAUUCUACGAUGCCAUAUUUUCAAAUGAUUCAAUGCGAUCAGGAUAGAAUAUUCCAUCGAAAUCAAGUGAAUUCUAUGCUCAUUGCGAUGAAUCCAAAGAACACAAGAUCAACUAAAGUUUUAGAAGCAACGUUUAAAAACGGAAAUUUUUAUUUUGUUGUAGAUGUUGAGAAUGGAUUAUCAAGAAAUGUUUACGAGGCAACAAUUGUUGAUAAUAGAGCUUUUCUGAUCUACGAAGAAAUGACAAAUUGUAACAAAAAUCUACUGCUAACAUCGAUUUUGAAUGACACUGAAAUUAUGAGCAAUAUUUCCAGAAACCUUAUAUAUAAUUAUCGAUUAGGAAUAAAAAUGAGAGAUGAAUUGAGUUUACAAGAUUCACUUUCUCCCAAUUUCAUUCUGCAAACUUGUUCAAAUUAUUUUCUGCAAAGAGAUCAACUGAUUAGAUAUAUUCUUACAAUUAGCACGGAAAUCCAAUUAAGUGAAUUCAAAAUUAUUGAUGGCUUCGAUGUUUUUCAAGAUCAUUUCACAUUUAUGAUUUAUGUGUCUGGAAGUUUCAUUAGAUUUUCUGUGAAAUACAUUGAUGACAAAAAUAGAUAUCAAUUUGUGUCAGAAUUUCCUCAACUUUGUAGAAAUGAAUUAUCCGAAACAACUGAAUUGAUCGAUCCGAACUUAGAAGAUUCGAAAUACCUGAAAGAAUUUUGGAUGAACCUCCAACAAUUUUCAAACUCAUUCAAUGAGAAAGAUCUGCCAAAACUGGCGUCAGAUUCAUUUUUUGUUGAUGAUUGCGAUGAUCAAAAACACAAAUUCCUGUGGUUUAUGGAUAAUCUACUGUUUCAAGGAUAUUUCAAAGACGCUGUGAUAAGAUCAGCUAAAUAUCGGAUGAUCACAGGGAAUAUUGAUUUUGAGGUCAAGAAUUAUAGGUUUACAUUGGGUGAAGACAAAAAGUUGAGGAAGGUUGUUUGUAUUUGA
Messenger RNA from Caenorhabditis angaria, 1155 nucleotides. The record is from the annotation of a GenBank genome assembly. Lineage: Eukaryota; Metazoa; Nematoda; Chromadorea; Rhabditida; Rhabditidae.